Poecilia latipinna (sailfin molly) is the source of this 2276-nucleotide messenger RNA. RefSeq names its product hydroxycarboxylic acid receptor 3-like. Lineage: Eukaryota; Metazoa; Chordata; Actinopteri; Cyprinodontiformes; Poeciliidae. The transcript is spliced from 2 exons. Bases 335 to 1327 code for a protein of 330 amino acids. Gene Ontology annotation, cellular component: membrane. The record is from RefSeq and is a predicted model, not a curated record. Gene Ontology annotation, molecular function: G protein-coupled receptor activity. Gene Ontology annotation, biological process: G protein-coupled receptor signaling pathway.
UCGCCUGCUUUAUGAGUCCCAUAGAUGGCCGCGGGUUACUUGUUUUUCCUGCGACCUACUGCUCACCCAUGAGUAAACCUAUUCCCAGGUAUAAUAGUUUUCUAAUGAAGCUCCCAUCCCCAGACAGAUAACAUUUACAGUUGUUAUAAUGCUCCUUUGGGUCAACACCACUUCCCCACAGAUAAGGCCGGUGCACCACUUUGGAAUUAGCAUGUUUGUCCGUGAGCCCUUUGCAUAAGUGCAAACAUGAUUUGCUGUUCAACUAAAGACACCUGGUGCACCACGUCUCUAAUCACUCAGAGCUGGUUGUUGCUCAUCACUGGUGGGUCAGAAGAUGAAUAGUUCCCGUUCAGAGAUCUGCUGUGCCUUUGAGUCACCCAUCCUGGACCGGGUUCUGCCUCCAGUUCUGAUUCUGGAGUUCAUGUUUGGAUUAAUGGGGAAUUUCUUGGCUCUGGGGAUGUUUAUCUUCUACAUGGACACAUGGAAACCCAACUCCGUCUACCUCACUCAUCUAGCGGUUGCGGACUCCAUCGUACUGUUCUGCCUUCCCUUCAGAGCGGACUACUACCGACGUGGGAAGGACUGGAUCUACGGUGACAUCCCGUGCCGCAUCCUGCUCUUCCUGCUGGCCGCCAACCGUGCAGCGGGGAUCUUCUUCCUCACGGCGGUGGCUGUCGACCGAUACUUCAAGAUCGUCCACCCGCGAAACCCCAUAAACCGCCUGGGCUUGGGCUACGCUUUGUGGGUCUCCCUCGGCCUGUGGGGGUUGAUUUUUCUGGCCACCGGGUAUCUUCUCGCCAACGAGCACUUUUUCUACAACAGCAACCGCACACAGUGUGAGAGUUUCAACAUCUGCAUGGGCUUCACGCCUCUCUCCACCUGGCACAAUGCCUUCUACGUCAUCCAGUUUUUCCUGCCGACCGCCAUCGUGGCGUUCUGCACAAUCAGAAUCACCUGGCAGCUGAGAAACAGGACUUUGGACAAACAGGGUAAGAUCAAGCGCGCCGUUCAGUUCGUCGCGGCCGUGGCUCUCAUCUUCAUCACCUGCUUCUUCCCCAGCACCAUAUCUCGCAUCGCCGUGUGGAUUCUAAAGGUGUGGUAUGACGAAUGCGGACAUUUCGAAAAGGCCAACCUGGCGUUCUACACGUCAGUGUGUUUCACCUACUUCAACAGUGUCCUCAACCCCGUCGUGUACUACUUCUCCAGUCCGGCGUUCAGCGGCUCCUUCAGAAAGGUGCUAAACAAACUGCUGGGAAGGAGCGACGACAAGGAGCCGACGCAGUCGUCCGACAACAACAUUUCCACCGUUUAUGGUGACGGCAUCUAAAACCACUUGAUGGGUGAAACGGCAAUGAGCGGCGUUAAGCGGACCCCGCGUGAGCUUUCUUGCCUACGCGCGGUCCUGACCCCGCGUGCGGUUUUGAGCUUUUUUAAUUAUUAUUAUGGUUUCGGGAACUGACGGGACACCCGUGGAGCUGGGACUGUGGGAGUUUAAAUAAUCGAUAAGCAGCGUUAAUAGCAAAUGGAAAUAUGAAGCAAUUCAUAGAGCGUUUUACAAUAAGAUCCGAAGUAAAUGCUGAUGGUUCCGUUUGGUGAAAGCAAUUGACUCCAUUCAGCAUGAGUGAAGCUUAAGUGAGACGUGCUCGAUAAAUUACAACUGACCUCAUUAGAAGUGUAGCUUUUCUUUUGCGUGAAUCAUGGAUAAAUUAAGAAUCAAAUGUUCUCCUGAACUUCAACAUUUUAUUCAGCUUUUGUUCUAGGCUUUCUAAAAAUUAAGUCUCUUAAUUUUAAUAACAUGCCUUAGGUCUCAAAUACACAUUUUCUAAAUCAAGUCUUCAAAAUAUGUCUUAUUGAUUUUUAUAUGCCACUAACAUAUAUAUAUAUAUGUGUGUGUGUAUUUAUACAUUUGACUGAGGUUAGGUGUCAUUAUGCUGCAACAAAAUUAAAAACUUAAUCGGAAUAUGUAUAUUCUCAUUAUAAAAGUUUUUUUUUUUCAUUAAGUCUCCUACUUUGACUUUUAAUAAAUUGACUACUUUUUUUCAAUUUGAUUUUUAAAAAAUCUGCUAAAGGUUAAAAACCUAUGAUUUCAUCCAACAAUAAGCAUUAUCUCCAACCUCCGCCUUUUAAAACUCAGUCACUAUAGCUGGAAAAAUGAAGGCUUCAUGUUGACAAUUUUGUCUGCCUUGCUUUUAGGUUAAGUGCUGUAUUAGUGUGUGUGUGUGUGUAUAUAUAUAUAUAUAUAUGUAUAAUCAGUGAAAAAAUAAAUGUAAAGCAAA